Molecule: messenger RNA, 2211 nt
Organism: Penicillium soppii
Lineage: Eukaryota; Fungi; Ascomycota; Eurotiomycetes; Eurotiales; Aspergillaceae
Gene: acoA
Product: aconitate hydratase ACO1
Exons: 5
Coding region: 1-2211 (736 amino acids)
Biological process (GO): tricarboxylic acid cycle
Cellular component (GO): cytosol; mitochondrion
Molecular function (GO): aconitate hydratase activity; 4 iron, 4 sulfur cluster binding
Source: RefSeq, a predicted model, not a curated record
AUGAUCUCCACCCGCCUUGCGCGCGCCGGUGCGCUGGCCCCCAAGUUCCGUCUUCUUUCUGGAACCCGGGCCUACGCUACCGUUGACCCUCUCGACAAGAAGGUCGAGAUGACCAACCAGGAAACUGGUCACUACAUCAACUACAAGAAGAUGUCCGAGAACCUCGACAUCGUUCGCUCUCGUCUGCAGCGUCCUCUCACCUUCUCCGAGAAGGUCCUGUACUCUCACCUUGACGACCCUCACGGCCAGGACAUCCAGCGUGGUGUCUCUUACCUCAAGCUGCGUCCCGACCGUGUUGCUUGCCAGGAUGCCACCGCUCAGAUGGCUAUUCUGCAGUUCAUGUCCGCUGGCAUGGACCGUGUCCAGACCCCCACCACCGUCCACUGUGACCACUUGAUCGAGGCCCAGGUUGGAGGUGAGAAGGAUCUUGCUCGUGCCAACGACAUCAACAAGGAGGUCUACGACUUCCUUGCCUCCGCCACUGCCAAGUACAACAUUGGUUUCUGGAAGCCCGGCUCCGGUAUCAUUCACCAGAUCGUUCUUGAGAACUACGCUUUCCCCGGUGGUCUGAUCAUCGGUACCGACUCUCACACCCCUAACGCUGGUGGUCUCGCUACCGCCGCCAUUGGUGUCGGUGGCGCUGAUGCUGUCGACGUCAUGGCUGGUCUCCCCUGGGAGCUGAAGGCCCCCAACGUCAUUGGUGUCCGUCUGACCGGUAAGAUGUCCGGCUGGACCACCCCCAAGGAUAUCAUCCUCAAGGUCGCCGGUCUCCUCACCGUCAAGGGUGGUACUGGUGCUAUCAUUGAGUACCACGGCCCCGGUGUUGAGUCCCUGUCCUGCACUGGUAUGGCUACUAUCUGUAACAUGGGUGCUGAGAUUGGUGCCACCACCUCUAUCUUCCCCUUCAACGACCGUAUGUACGACUACCUGAAGGCCACCAAGCGUCAGCACAUUGGUGACUUCUCUCGCGACUACGCUGCUCAGCUCCGCGAGGAUGAGGGUGCUCAGUACGAUCAGCUCGUUGAGAUCAACCUCGAUGAGCUCGAGCCCCACAUCAACGGUCCCUUCACUCCCGAUCUUGCCACCCCCCUCUCUAAGUUCAAGCAGGCCGUUAAGGACAACAAGUGGCCCGAGGAGCUCAAGGUCGGUCUCAUCGGCUCUUGCACCAACUCCUCCUACGAGGAUAUGUCCCGCUCUGCCUCCAUCGCUCGCGACGCUCUUGACCACGGUCUCAAGUCUAAGUCUCUGUUCACCAUUACCCCCGGUUCCGAGCAGAUUCGCGCCACCAUCGAGCGUGAUGGUCAGCUCCAGACCCUCGAGGAGUACGGCGGUGUCAUCCUUGCCAACGCCUGUGGUCCUUGUAUCGGUCAGUGGGACCGCAAGGACAUCAAGAAGGGCGAGGCCAACUCCAUCAUCUCCUCCUACAACCGUAACUUCACUGGCCGUAACGACGCCAACCCCGCCACCCACGCUUUUGUCGCCUCUCCCGAUCUGGUUGUCGCCAUGACCGUUGCUGGUACCCUCAACUUCAACCCCAUCACCGACACCCUCAAGGACAAGGAUGGCAAGGAGUUCAAGCUCAAGGCUCCCUCGGGUGACGGUCUCCCCACCCGUGGCUACGACGCUGGUCGCGACACCUACCAGGCUCCUCCCGCCGACCGUGCCUCCGUCAACGUCGCUGUCUCCCCUACCAGUGAACGUCUCCAGAUCCUUGCUGGCUUCCCCGCCUGGGAUGGCAAGGACGCCACCGAUCUCCCCAUUCUCAUCAAGUGCCAGGGUAAGACCACCACUGACCACAUCUCCAUGGCUGGCCCGUGGUUGAAGUACCGUGGCCACUUGGACAACAUCUCCAACAACAUGUUGAUCGGUGCCACCAACGCUGAGAACGGUGAGGCCAACAAGGUCAAGAACUACUUCACCAAGGAGUACGACGCCGUUCCCGCCACUGCCCGUGACUACAAGGCCCGCGGCGUCAAGGUAUGCUUCCCCCUGACCUUCUCCGACCCCGCCGACUACGACCGCAUCAACCCCGAGGACAAGGUCGAUCUCCUCUGCACCCAGCUCGAGGUUGGCAAGCCCGUGACCCUCCGCGUUCACCCCAAGGACGGUGGUGCCGCCUUCGACAUCUCCCUCAGCCACACCUUCAACGCUUCCCAGAUCGAGUGGUUCCACGACGGCUCUGCCCUCAACACCAUGGCCCGCAAGGCUUAA